This is a messenger RNA of Morchella importuna, 1506 nucleotides long. RefSeq lists its product as uncharacterized. Gene Ontology annotation, biological process: protein N-linked glycosylation. The record is from RefSeq and is a predicted model, not a curated record. Gene Ontology annotation, molecular function: dolichyl pyrophosphate Glc1Man9GlcNAc2 alpha-1,3-glucosyltransferase activity. The transcript has 5 exons. Lineage: Eukaryota; Fungi; Ascomycota; Pezizomycetes; Pezizales; Morchellaceae. Gene Ontology annotation, cellular component: endoplasmic reticulum membrane. Bases 1 to 1506 code for a protein of 501 amino acids.
AUGGAGAAAUUCCACCCCUCACUGCGCGAGUGCGCGAUUGUCUCGACGGCGUUCAAGCUGCUGCUGAUUCCCACAUAUAAAUCUACAGACUUUGAGGUCCACCGCAACUGGCUGGCCAUCACGCACUCUCUGCCCGUCAACGAGUGGUACUUCGAGAAAACAUCGGAAUGGACGCUCGACUACCCGCCCUUCUUUGCGGCGUUUGAGUGGUGCCUCAGCCAGGUCGCGAAAUACUUUGACCCGGCCAUGCUCGAGGUGCAGAACCUCAACUACGCCAGCACGCAGACUGUCUACUUCCAGCGCCUGUCUGUCAUCUUCACCGAGCUGCUGCUCGUCUUUGCGCUCCAAAAAUACAUCACCACCGCCCCAGAAGCAUCCAAACGCACCGCGCACGCCGCCGCGCUCUCAAUACUGCUCUCCCCCGGCCUCCUCAUCAUCGACCACAUCCACUUCCAGUACAACGGCUUCCUCUACGGCAUCCUUCUCCUCUCGCUCGUGCUCGCGCGGUCACCCUCCACGCGGCUGCUCUCGGGGCUGCUCUUUGCCGCGCUGCUGUGUCUGAAGCACAUCUACCUCUACCUGGCGCCGGCAUACUUUGUGUUCCUGCUGCGCGCAUACUGCCUCGGCCCAAAGUCGGUGCUGGACAUCCGCUUCUGGAACUGCGUCAAGCUGGGCCUGGGCCUGCUGGCAGUGUUUGGCGCCGCAUUCGGCCCCUUUGUGUAUUGGGGCCAGAUGCCGCAGCUGGCAGCGAGGCUGUUUCCGUUUAGUCGCGGGCUGUGCCAUGCGUACUGGGCGCCGAAUGUGUGGGCCAUGUACUCGUUCACUGAUCGUGUGCUAAUCUUCGUCGCCCCCCGGCUAGGCCUCACCGUCGACCCAAGCGCCAUCAACAGUGUCACCCGCGGCCUCGUCGGCGACACCUCCUUCGCCGUCCUCCCCAACGUCACCCCGCGCGCCACCUUCCUCCUCACGCUCCUCUUCCAGCUGCUCGCCCUCUGCAAGCUCUGGCUGCGCCCCACCUUCGACGCCUUCCUCGGCGCCGUCACGCUCUGCGCCUACGCCUCCUUCCUCUUCGGCUGGCACGUGCACGAGAAGGCCGUGCUGCUCAUCAUCCUCCCCUUCUCGCUGCUCGCCCUCAAGGACCGGCGGUACCUCGGCGCCUUCCGCCCGCUCGCCGUCGCCGGCCACGUCGCGCUCUUCCCGCUGCUCUUCACGGCGCCAGAGUUUCCCAUAAAGACCGUGUACACGGUGCUGUGGCUGCUGGUGUUCUUGUCGGCGUUUGAUCGGCUGGCGCCGGUGAGUGUGGGGCAGCGGAGGUUCUUGCUGGAUCGGCCGGCGACGCUGUUUAUUGUGGUGAGUGUGCCGCUGGUGGUGUAUACGAGUGUGGUGCAUCCGCUGGUGUGGGGCGGGAGGUGGGAGUUUGUGCCGCAGAUGUUUAUGAGUAGUUAUGCGGCGGUCGGGGUGGUGGGGAGUUGGGUGGGGUUUAGUUGGUUGUAUUUUACGGCGUAG